Nannizzia gypsea CBS 118893 is the source of this 534-nucleotide messenger RNA. Its product is annotated as succinate dehydrogenase membrane anchor subunit. The coding region runs from base 1 to 534 and encodes 177 amino acids. Lineage: Eukaryota; Fungi; Ascomycota; Eurotiomycetes; Onygenales; Arthrodermataceae. The transcript is spliced from 5 exons. Gene Ontology annotation, molecular function: ubiquinone binding; heme binding. The record is from RefSeq and is a predicted model, not a curated record. Gene Ontology annotation, cellular component: mitochondrial envelope; membrane. Gene Ontology annotation, biological process: tricarboxylic acid cycle; mitochondrial electron transport, succinate to ubiquinone.
AUGGCCUCCUCUAUCGUUCGUCCGUCUGUUUCCGCUCUCCGGCAGAGCUGUCGAGUCGCCGGUUUCCAGCACAGAUCGCCCAUGGCCGCACUGAGCGCCAACAAGCUACAGCGGACAUGGUUCCAUGCCUCGAGCAAGAAGGACAUUCUACCCCCAUUGCCCCAGGUUGUCCACGGAACCACCAACGAUGCUGCUCCAAUUCCUCCUACCUCUCCCACCCACGGAAGCUACCAUUGGACCUUUGAGAGGUUCGUUGCAGCCUCCCUUAUCCCCCUCACAAUCGCCCCAUUCGCCUCUGGAUCGGUCAGCCCUGUCCUUGACGCUGUGCUUUGCGGCACCCUCGUCAUUCACUCUCACAUCGGUUUCCAGGCCAUGAUUGCCGAUUACUUCCGCCCAUGGCGUGUGCCUAAGACCUCCACCUUUUUGAACUGGCUUCUCCGCGGUUUUACGCUCGCUACUGCCGUUGGCCUGUACGAAUUCGAGACUAACGAUGUUGGCGUAACAGAGGCUCUUAAGAGGAUCUGGAAGGCGUAA